UGUGAAGUUUCAACUGUUUACUAAGUUGAGUGAAUUUCAAUUUGCUUAUGGCGAAGGAGUUAAGUGGAGUUCACUGAUUUAUUACGCCUUACAACACCAAAACCGUAGUUGAAAAUUAUGCAGAUUAUUUGAAGCCGUUGGAAUAUUUUUGCAAAUUCCGAUGAUGAACAACUUCAGAGGGAAGGACUUCGAGUCGCAGCACCAGCAGAACAGGACGUCGUUUUUGAUUGAAGAUAUUUUGUACAGGCAGAAGGCGGAAGAGGAACAAAACGAUGCAGAAGAUGGGUUUAGAGUGAAAGACGACAAAGUGUUUCAACAGCCGAAGAUUGCUGAUAAAAGAGUUGAAAAAAGUGCUUAUGGGUACUUUCAACCGGUGCAAAAUAGUUGUGUGCAAGCGUUUCAAGGACCUGAUAAUGGGUAUAUACAGGUCAUGGGUGCCUUGGGGGCUUACCUUGGGACGCCUUACAAAACUGUGACGGACCCAUACUUUUUGGCACAAGGUCUUCCAUUCCACCACGCGCUUUUUGGAAGUUCAGCCAGCGAAAUAUCCCUCAAUGCCUUGAAACACUGUCGUCGCCGGAAAGCACGUACUGUCUUUAGUGAUCCUCAACUAACUGGUUUGGAAAAACGAUUUUCAGCACAACGUUAUCUCUCCACCCCUGAGCGAGUAGAACUGGCUAGCGCUCUAAGCCUUAGCGAAACCCAAGUGAAAACAUGGUUUCAAAACCGACGAAUGAAACACAAGAAACAAAUGCGAAAAUUACAAGAAGAAAAAGCGGCGGCGUCCAAUGGGAGCAUCGCGACGGCAGACAAAUCUCAACGUUCAGAAAUUAACAUCGAUUACUCAAGAACACAAGACAUGCAGAUGGGCGGGACAGGAAAAUCCUUGACUAAUUCGGAUUUGAGUGACUGUGAGAGUGACAUCGACAUUGUAGGAGACACAAAAAAUUUGGGUUAUUCGUAUAAGGGCGCUUAGAAAAACACCCUACG
Zophobas morio is the source of this 990-nucleotide messenger RNA. Its product is annotated as brain-specific homeobox protein. The coding region runs from base 161 to 976 and encodes 271 amino acids. Lineage: Eukaryota; Metazoa; Arthropoda; Insecta; Coleoptera; Tenebrionidae. Gene Ontology annotation, biological process: regulation of DNA-templated transcription. Gene Ontology annotation, molecular function: DNA-binding transcription factor activity, RNA polymerase II-specific; DNA binding. The transcript has 4 exons. The record is from RefSeq and is a predicted model, not a curated record.